AUGGCCCCCAACUUCUUUCUCCUGUUCUUUGUGACAUCCAUCAUCUUUCUGUUCUUUUGUGACCUCCAUCUUCUUUCUCCUUACCUAUGUGACCUCCAUCUUCAAUCUUCUCUAUGUGAUUUCCGUCUUCCUUUUUCUUCUCUAUGUGAUUUCCAUCUUCUUUCUCCUUCUCUAUGUGACUUCCAUCUUCUUUCUCCUUCUCUACGUGACCUCCAUCUUCUUUUUCCUUCUCUUCAUGACUUCCAUCUUCUUUUUGUUCUGUAUGUGAGUUCCAUCUACUUUGUCUUUCUUUAUAUGACUUCAAUCUUCUUUCUCCUUCUCUAUGUGACUUCCAUCAUCUUUCUCCUUCUCUAUGUGAACUCCAUCUUCUUUCUCCUUUUCUAUGUGACUACCAUCUUCUUUCUCUUUCUCAAUGUGACCACCAUCUUCUUUCUGCUUCUUUAUGUGACUUCCAUCUUCUUUCUCCUUCUCUAUGUGACCUCCAUCUUCUUUUACCUUCUCUAUGUGACAUCCAUUUUUUCUGCUUCUCUGCGUGACUACCAUCUCCUUUGUCCUUCUCUAUAUGAAUUCCAUCUUCUUUUUCCUUUUCUAUGCGACCUCCAUCUUCUUUCUCCAUCUUUAUGUGACCUCCAUCUUCUUUCUCCUUCUCUACGUGACUUCCAUCUUCUUUCUCCUUCUCUAUGUGACCUCCAUCUUCUUUCUGUUUCUCCACGUGACUUCCAUCUGCUUUCUCCUUCUCUAUGUGGCCUCCAUCUUCUUUCUCUUUCUUUAUGUGACCACCAUCUUCUUUCUCCUUCUCUAUGUGACCUCCAAAUUCUUUCUCCUUCUCUAUGUGACCUCCAUCUUCUUUCUCCUUCACUAUGUGACCUCCAUCUAUUUUCUCCUUAUUUAUGUGAACUCCAUCUUCUUUCUCCUUCUUUAUGUUAUUUCCUUCUUCUUUCUCCUUCUCUAUGUGACCUCCAUCUUCUUUCUCCUUCUCUAUGUGACCUCCAUCUUCUUUCUCCUUCACUAUGUGACCUCCAUCUAUUUUCUCCUUAUUUAUGUGAACUCCAUCUUCUUUCUCCUUCUCUAUGUGACCUCCAUCUUCUUUCUCCUUCUCUAUGUGACCUGUAUCUACUUUCUCUUUCUUUAUGUGACCUCCAUAUUCUUUUUCCUUUCCUCUGUUACUUCCAUCUUUUUGUUCCUUCUCCAUGUGACUUCCAUCUUCUUUCUACUUCUCUAUGUGACAUCCAUCUUCCUUCUCUUUCUCUAUGUGACCUCCAUCUUCUUUCUCUUUCUCUAUGUGACAUCCAUCUUCCUUCUCCUUCCUUAUAUGACCUCCAUCUUCUUUCUCCUUCUCUACCUUCUCUAUGUGACCUCCAUCUUCUUUCUCCUUCUCUAUGUGAAUUCCAUCUUCUUUCUCCUCUAUACUUGACUUCCAUUUUCUUUCUCCUUCUCUAUAUGUCUUUCGUUUUGGCCUCCACAUUCUUUCUCCUUCUCUAUGUGACCUCCAACUUUUUCUCCUUUUCUAUCUGA
Molecule: messenger RNA, 1515 nt
Organism: Acanthosepion pharaonis
Lineage: Eukaryota; Metazoa; Mollusca; Cephalopoda; Sepiida; Sepiidae
Source: the annotation of a GenBank genome assembly